UCCCUCAGGGAGGGCGAUAUUUUAUUAUUAUUAUUAAUAUUAUUGUUUACUUGGCAGAGGAGGGGAAAUGGAACCUUCUCGCCUCGGCUGCUCCAGGCUCGUCAAGGGCGGACUCCCCAGUAUCGGUUGCCCAGUUAGGAGCUCCGGCUGUCUUGCCUACCUAAGUUUUCAGUCAGCUCGGCCGGCCGGCGCCGUUGGUUAAUCUCCCAGAAGUGGCGGGAGACCCAGACGACAACCCGUUCCUGGAGACUGGAACCGGGCCUGUGCUCGGCCAACGCCGGGUUUCCUUUCCCUCCGACGCCGCAGCAUCCUCCGCGUUUUGUGCUUGUGCCCACUUUUCCAAAUUGGCGGCUUCUAGGCUACCGAACUACAGUAUCCAUCCUCCACAGCCAGCAUUGGGGCGUGCCGAUGGCGGAGAAGGAGGCAUUGCUGUACAUGGCUUCUUGCCUAGGGAAUCCUGCCCAUCGCCAGGGUAUAGUAGUCCUUUUAUCUGCAGGGGAAGAUAAUCUGCGAGGAACACAAACCAAUGCUUGUUUGACUAUUAGUGCUGGAUUCAUUCUGAGUUGAUUGUGGAUAUCCACAACUGAUGGGACCAUGGAGAGUAUUACAAAACUAUUUGGUGACUUGUGUGAGGCUCACUUAGUAUCUGUGUCAACAAAGGUCCAUUUAAACAAAAGAAAGAACAGCAAAAAAAUUUCAAGAAAAAGUCUCAAAAAGGUUGCAUAUAAUACUUUGUUUGCUAAUCUUUUUCUGGAUGAAACCUGCAAAGUUUCUCAAUCAAAUUUUUCUAGACUUCCUGUGAAAAACAAAAUAUUAAUGCUGUCUUUCAAUUUGAGAAUUGCUGGACUGAGCUUAGAAGCAGACAGGCUGGAGCAACUUGUAGAGGAAUUAGAAAAGUCUACUUGCUUACCAUUUACUGAAAUUACUUCUAUUUUGGAUUUUCUGGUACAGCUUGCAGGAACUGGGCCUCCUCAUUGUUCACCCCUCAAAAAGGAUUAUUUUGUUAAUAACAAAAAUGUAGGAAGAAAUACCAAAUAUCAAGGUUAUGAUUAUUAUGAUGUUAGCAUAUUUGAAGCAGACGUGCAGGCUUUUAUUGCAAAUGAAGAACUUCAAUGUAAUGAUACAAUUCAAAAGACCUUGCAAAUUAUGGAGGCAGCACCUGGUACAGGUCUUCCUAUGGUGGAACUGUUUUCACAGAAUUGUUCAAUGGGGGACAGAUAUGAAAGAGAAACUCGGGUCUCGCUCUUUGGUGCUCUCAUUCACAGUCGUACAUAUGAUAUGGACAUCAAGUUGGAUUUGCCACCAGUGCCUGACAAUGCAGAUCUGUCUGGACUUGCAAUCAAGGUUCCCCAAAGUAUUGAUCCUUCUGAAGAUGAAGGAUUCCAGUCAGCAUCCAAUCUCACUCCAGACUCUCAAUCAGAACCCAGUGUGACACCAGAUCUUGAUCUUUGGGAGGCAGCACUUACUUAUGGACCUAGUAAACGACGGUGCUGGGAAAGAAUUGGAUUUCCACCUGGGAAAAAAGAGGAGCCAUAUCUUUCAGAAGCUGGAAGAGAAGCCUUUGACAAAUUUUGCAGACUUCGAGAACAAGAACUGCAACUUUUCAGCAGUACUAAAUUUCAGUUACCACAACGUGUAUUAGUAAAAGAACCAGAAAUUGUUAAAGAUGUGUUAAAUGUUCUUAUUGGAGUUGUAUCCACUUCUUUCUCAUUUAAUCAGGCAGUUCAGAUAUUUGUAGUGAAACAAGGCAUUUAUGUAUCUGGAACGUCACCUGAAAGUAUGAACUGUCUACUGUCAGAAGUGGCUGAAUAUGGAACUUAUUACACACGACUGAGCCGUUUCUCUAUUCAACCAAUCCUGGACUCCUCAUACAAAAAAGGGCUCGUAUUUCAGGCAUUCACAAGUGGACUGAGGAAAUACUUACAGUACUACCGAGCGUGUGUUUUGUCCACUCCCCCAACUUUAACUCUUCUAACAAUCAGCUUUCUCUUCCGAAAACUAGGACGACAGCUAAGGUAUUUGGCUGAACUCUGUGGCAUAGGAACAACUGCUGUGGGAGCUGGUGGAGGCACCAUUGCUUCUUUUCCAACUGGAGUUAAACUUCUUUCAUAUCUCUACCAAGAGACUCUUAAUAACUGCAGCAGUGAGCAUUAUCCAGUUCUCCUGUCCCUACUGAAAACAAGCUGUGAACCGUACACGAGGUUUAUCCACGACUGGGUAUAUAGUGGUGUAUUCAGAGAUGUGUAUGGUGAAUUCAUGAUUCAGGUGAAUGAAGAUUAUCUUGGCUUUAGAGACAAGAGUUAAUUGACCAUUAUACUAAGCUGUCUGAAGAUGCAGCUCGUAGAGAAAAAAAAGCUUUAUGGAGAAUCCAGAGGCAUAAACUGGAAACAGCCCGUCUCAAUUUCCUGUUAAAAGAUCAAAAACAUAUUGAGGAUAUGCUUGAAAAGCUUCCUGGUGGAAAGUACAGGAAAAAAGUAAAUAUAAUUCCAGAAGACCAAAGUCAACAGGUUAUGCUGGCUGCAGGCCAAGGGAAAGAUGCUGAGCUUCAGGUAACUUCUUUAGAAUCUGAUCAACAAAAGAUUAUGGAAAUGGGAAAAGAUACAAAAUCUGAACUGACAAAUUACAUUUCAAAUGAUCAGUCAUUGGAAUUAACACAGCCCCUAAAUGUGCAGCCUACAGACUGCUCUGAAUUGGAAGAAGCAGAAGUUGCUUCUCAAACUGCCUGCAGUGAUCAGAUGGCAACACUUUCAAAGGGUGUGUCUGAACUUGGUCUGAAUUUUGAAGAUUUUUUGCCAAAACCUCAGGAAGAAAUAUUCCAAACAACCCAACAAACAAACCUGUUGGAGGAAGCCUUGGAAAGUAUCAAUUCAGAUCUGUCUUUAAGUGAUCAAAGAAAGGAAAGUAAUUCUCUGCCAAAAGAGGCUGCCGAAGGAGAAACAGUCUUCCAUGCUUCUCUGGAUAAUGAGUAUGACUUUAACACUGUUCUCAGGCCUUCGGUUUCGGAAAGCCACAUUCAGGUGGGUGAAAAUGUUUUUAAUGUUGAAAGCAGGAGACCUCGGUGGAACAUUCAUGGCCACAUAUCUGAUGCGAGUAUUAAAAUAGGAGGCUACAUUGCUCAUACUGAACUUUCCCAACCACAUUUAAAUCCACAUGGGCAUUCUUCAGAUGCACACAUCAAGGUUGGAGAAUAUGCUUCUGAAGAACGGACUUACCGACCUCGCUGGAACAUCCAUGGGCAUGUUUCCAUAGCUCAUAUUCCUGUUGGAGGAUAUGCCUCUGAGGUAGAGCGCUCGAGACCCAGGUGGAAUAUUCAUGGUCAUGCUUCAGAUGCUAAUAUAAAGAUCGGUGAAUAUGUGCCAAAGGUAGAAGCCAUGAGAACUCGAUGGAACACUCAGGGGAACAUUUUAGAUACCAAAAUCUGUACUGGGGAAAAUGUUUCCGAAAGUCUGUCUUCUCGACCUCGGUGGAAUGUCCAUGGCCAUGCCUCUGAGUCCCACUUUAAAGUUGGAGAGCUGGUUUCGGAUUCUGAGAGUUCAAAGCCUCGAUGGAGCGCCUUUGGACAUGCAUCCCAGUCCAGUAUUCAGCUGGGGGAAAUGACUCCUUCAACUGACAGUGAUCCAAUACCUCAUCUUAAAGCAGGUUUUGGUCCUGCAUCAAGUUGUACAGUACAGACAUUUCUAUACAAUGGGAAACUCUCUGAUGGGAAAGGAGAAGAACAAGAAACAAGACCACCUGACAAUGGGUUGGCUAACUUGGAUAAAACGGAAGAAGAAAGCUCCAGGGAAGAAGCACAGGUGGUCAUCCGAGAUAUUGAAGAUCUUCAGACUUUCCUGGUAGAAGAACCUGAAAAAUCAACCUCAUUGUGUGUUGUGACUCAGCAAACGUCUGUCUCUGAGGUCAUCAUGUCUGAAAACCAGGAAGGAGAAAGCACCAGUGUUGCUAUAUGGAAGAAAGAAGAUGAUUACCUGCAAGCCUUAUCUAAUCAAUAUUGCCUGGAAAAAUAUCAGGAUCAAUAUGAAUUUAUGUCCGAGCUUCCAGUUUCCCAUCUCUUACAUCACAUGAUCCCCAGAUCCUACACUUUCCCUGUAGAUCCCUCAGUACAAUCAGCAACAGAUGAAACAGCUGUACAACUAAGUGAGCUCUUAUCACUUCCUGUGCUGAUGAAACGGUCAAUCACUACCCCCUUAGUUUCUCAUGUUUCCCUUGUGAACAAAGCCAUUGUGGAUUAUUAUUUUGUGGAAUUGAAUGUUGAGAAACAUUUUGAAGCAUUGAGGCAUUUUUUGUUAAUGGAAGAUGGAGAAUUUGCUCAAUCACUCAGUGAUUUGCUUUUUGAAAAGCUGGGAUCAGGACAGACACCUGGUGAACUUCUGAAUCCAUUAGUCCUCAAUUCCAUCUUGAAUAAGGCACUUCAGUACAGUCUUCAUGGUGACAGUCACUUGGCUUCUAACCUCUCUUUCGCAUUGAAAUACCUCCCAGACAUGUUCAAACCCAAUGCGCCUGAUGCCCUAGCCUGCUUGGACCUACGAUACAAGGUGGACUGGCCCUUAAAUAUUGUAAUUACUGAAAACUGUAUGAAUAAAUAUAACAAGAUAUUCUCCUUCCUGCUACAGCUGAAACAUAUGGUAUGGACUCUUAAAGAUGUCUGGUUCCACUUAAAGCGAACUGCAUUAGUAAAACAUGCAUCAAACUCAGUCCAGUUUCGACAAUUACAGCUUUAUAAGCAUGAAAUGCAGCAUUUUGUUAAAGUUAUUCAAGGUUAUAUUGCUAAUCAGAUUUUACAUGUCACUUGGUGCGAAUUUGGGAAUAAAUUGUCUUCUGUGGGAAAUUUGGAAGAAAUUUAUAGAACACAUGCAGAAUAUCUCAACAAAGCAAUCUUUCGGGGAUUAUUGACAGAAAAGGCAGCCCCUGUGAUGAAUAUAAUUCACAGCAUCUUUAGCCUCAUUUUAAAGUUUCGUAGCCAGUUAAUCUCUCAGUCAUGGAAUUUUGAUAGCAGCAAACAUGUGGCUGUUCACCCUAACUUUGGAUUAAUGCAGCAGUCCUAUAACACAUUCAAAUAUUACUCUCAUUUUCUCUUCAAUGUAGUAACAAAGCUUAUCAACAGAGGAUACCAGCCUCACCUGGAAGAUUUCUUACUACGAAUUAACUUCAACAACUAUUACAAGGAUAACUAAGCCUUUACAAUAGACUAACUGCUCUGUGCAUUAUAAGAAGCCCAGGCCAUUUGAAAGCCGCUGACCUCAGAAGCUUUGAAGAGUUCCCACUGAACAGUGACAGAGUAGAAUGGUUCCAUUGAUACAGAUGCAAGAUGCUCCAUUUUCCUCACAUAGCAUGGUACCAGUUCAUACUGCCUUCUCACGGAAGCAUGUUUCCCAUGUUGGUGUGAUAUAUCAAAGCGUGCAUAAAUGUAAAUUUGUUAAUGUGUAAAUUCUUCCUUUAGCAUUGUAAAAGCUUCUCAUGUAAAUGUGUAAUAAAGAGCAAAGCAUAAAUUUAUUAUUUUGUAAUCAAUAUGCAGAUGUUCAGAGUAAAAAAAAAGAAAACUUCCUGAUAAUUACUUCUUUGUGGAUAGAUUUAAUAUGUACACAAUCCAGAAUAUGUUUGUUUAAUUAUGCUGGAAUGGCCUAUGAUUAUAGAUGCUGUGAAAUUUUUUUUAUAGUUCUAAAUCAUUUCCAAAUAUAGCUCCCACACUCCUCACAUUUCCCUCAGUGUUCUUAUUGUAUCCUUUAUUACUUUUUAAUUAGCAUCAAGACACACCAGAAGACAUCCAGGGUCACUGGGAUUUGGGCAAGCAUAUACAUUUUACUAUUUAUUGCUUUGCAAUGGGAAGGAGGGAGGAAAUGUGAGGGAGAGAAGAGAUGGCAGAGGUGCUGAAUGCAAAAGUGUGUUAUAUUGCUUUAGUCCUUGACAAGUUACUAGCAUAUUACCAAAGCUUUUAAGUUUACCUUAUUCCAUUACACUUUGUAGGCACAAGUAUGUAGCUUAUGUGUUGCAUUCAGAUUCUUUGCAAGCUUGCUUUGUGCUUAUAGGGCAAUUCUGUAUGCGUUAAUGGGCACCAAGAAGGUAGAAAUACUUGUUUAAGGAGUGUAAAGGUUCUUUGCUUUCCAAAGACAAAUUCCGUCCUUUUCCAAAAAUUGUUGCACUAGUUGGGAUGUGUUAUUUCACGGUAAUUGCUCCUUUUCUAGUUGCUUUCAAGAUCCAGGCAGGACUCUCACCAGGAUAUGCUGCUCACCAUAGUUUGUGGCUAUAGCAGUUGACCAAAAGUCCUUUUAUCUACUUAUAAUAGCUACCAAUCUCCAGACACAGCCUCUGGUUCCCUAGUUUGCCUAUCACCUUUCCUCCUAUAUUGUCUCCUAUACCUCCAUCUUAGCAUUUGCUUUGUAAGCCAAGGACCUGGAUGAGGUGAGGCUGCUACUGGAUUACACAUCCUUGAAAAACCUAGCGGUGCAACUAAUCACAGUUGCAUCACCAUCUUGGAUGCUUAUGAGUAAAUAUGAAUGUAUAAGGGAACGAGCUGGGAUGGAUUUCUGUCUAAAUGCAGCUGUUUUUUCAAAGAGUGAACGGCAAUCCCACCAUUAGUCCUUCGCAAGCAUAUCUUUAAGUCAAAGAUAGUUCCUAGGACAACACUAAAAACAAAAAUCUGGGAUCAACUUACUACAGCACCUUCCAAAAACAAGAAAUUAGUUGUACAUAACAAUUUCAAAAAUUCAUUUCCUAAUUUUCUUAUCCAAAAAAAUAGACAUUUGCUAUAAACAUCAUCAGAUUCAUUUAUUUUCAAUUAAUAUAGCUCAUGGUGACAGCUUGCAGAUUUUAUGCAUGAUAAUAAAAAUCAUAACACUCAUUUAAAAUACUUAAAUCAUUGUAACAACAUUCACAUGGUGUAUUUUUAUUGCCUUGCCAAAGAAACCCAGAGCCAAUAAAAUUGCUUAAUUUUA
Molecule: messenger RNA, 6929 nt
Organism: Thamnophis sirtalis
Lineage: Eukaryota; Metazoa; Chordata; Lepidosauria; Squamata; Natricidae
Source: RefSeq, a predicted model, not a curated record